This is a messenger RNA of Geodia barretti, 181 nucleotides long. The record is from the annotation of a GenBank genome assembly. NCBI's taxonomy places the organism in Eukaryota, Metazoa, Porifera, Demospongiae, Tetractinellida, Geodiidae.
AGGGAUUUGGUAGACACAAGUCUGUGUUGAGGUGUGGAUGUCUAGUCUAGUGACACUGAACUCCUUGAAGACAGCCAAUGCUCUCUUCUUCCUCAACAUCUCCACCACUGAGACAGGUACGAACCAAGUGACGGUGAAAGAUCCAGUCCCAAUGCUGUUUAACAUCAUGGCACAUGUCUGA